This is a messenger RNA of Miscanthus lutarioriparius, 306 nucleotides long. Lineage: Eukaryota; Viridiplantae; Streptophyta; Magnoliopsida; Poales; Poaceae. The record is from the annotation of a GenBank genome assembly.
AUGGGCGACGACGACACCGUCUUCUUCCCGGACAACCUGGUGGCCGUGCUGCGCAAGUACGACCACGAGGAGAUGUACUAUGUCGGGGCGCCGUCGGAGAGCGUGGAGCAGGACGUGAUGCACUCGUACGGCACGGCCUUCGGCGGCGGCGGGUUCGCGGUCAGCUACCCGGCCGCGGCCGCGCUCGCCGAGGCCAUCGACGGCUGCCUCGGCCGGUACAGGUUCUUCUUCGGCAGCGAUGAGCGAGCUCGGCGUGCCGCUCACCCGCGAGCCCGGCUUCCACCAGGUCAGACCGUCCUUCCUUAA